GUACACUUCCGUUGUACUGACCUUUGCCUGAGACGAAUGUAAAAUAGCACAUGCCCGAUAUCGAAAGGAAGGCUAGAAAGUAGAGGUUUAAACAGAAAAAUGGACCCCAAGAAAGCUGCUGAUUUUGCAGGGCGACUAAAAAAAGCUGGCCCACGAGGAAUUGGUGCUGGAUUAGGAAUAUUUGCUCUUGCAUCUGGAAUUUAUGGAGUCACACAGUCAGUUUACACCGUUGAGGGUGGUCAUAGAGCUAUCAUCUUUAGCAGACUUUCAGGAAUCAAGCCAGAUAUCUAUGUUGAAGGGCUUCAUUUCAAGGUGCCAUGGUUCCAGUACCCCAUUAUCUACGAUAUUAGGUCCCGACCAAGGAGGAUUACUUCUCCCACUGGAAGCAAAGAUCUUCAGAUGGUGAACAUUUCCUUGAGAGUGCUGUCGCGGCCCAAUGCUAUCGCCUUGCCUCACAUCUACAGACAGCUGGGCACAGACUUUGACGAGAGAGUACUUCCCUCAAUCUGCAAUGAGGUUUUGAAAAGUGUUGUGGCCAAAUUCAACGCUUCUCAGUUGAUCACCCAGCGUCAGCAGGUGUCCUUGUUGAUCCGUCGUGAGCUGACGCAGAGAGCCAAAGACUUCCACAUUAUUCUCGACGAUGUCUCCAUCACAGAGCUCAGCUUUGGCAAAGAGUACACCUCUGCAGUCGAGUCCAAGCAGGUUGCCCAACAAGACGCCCAGAGAGCCCAAUUCUUGGUGGAAAAGGCCAUCCAGGAGAAGCAGCAGAAGGUGGUGCAAGCUGAAGGAGAGGCAGAAUCUGCUAGACUCAUCGGCGAGGCCAUGAACCAGAACCCGGGCUACUUGAAGCUGAGAAAGAUCCGAGCAGCCCAAAAUAUUGCUCGUACGAUUGCCCAGUCACAGAACAGAGUGUACUUGAACGCUUCGUCUCUCAUGUUGAACAUCGGAGAGGACACGUUUGACCAAGCUGCAGAAGCUCUAGUGGGCAAAAAGAAGAAGUAAAUGCUGAAGGGGGGGAACUGUUCUCCCAGGGAAAGCUGCAAGUCGGGGAUAGGGAACCCUGAGCGUUAAGGCAUUGUAAGAAGCCAACUGUUCCCGAUGGCUUGUGUAACAAUUACUUUUUUUUUGUAUCAUGUAUUUUCUUAGAGCUUUUUUCAAAACAUAGUUUGUAAAGGAGGGAGUUUGUAUUCUGCCUGUCGACGGGAUUGUUCUCUGCAUUGAAUUCUUCUAUUGUCAGUUUUUGGUUGACCAACAGUAUUGUUCCCUUGGAACCUGUUGAGAAUCAUGAGAACUUCAGAUUGUCUAAGUGUUCAACUUCACUCACAUUUUUUUCUUUGUUUUCAUAUUAUUUGAUUAGGAGAGGACAUUAAUGUAGAGUAUCUUGGGAACUGGGUGUUCAAUGAUUUUGGGCACACCCUCACUCUGAAAUCACAUAUUAUAGUAACAGAAGAUCCAUUUGUUUUUCAUGUGCAUAUGCAGAAAACUGUCACUUUAAGGUUUGAAUGGCUUGAGAAUAUCAUCCUGUUUUUUUCACAAGUGGUGAGUACCUCUAUGUAGUUGCCAAUUAUCAAUUGAAGAUUAAAAAAAUUAGUUUUUGUUAUCUGUUUUCAUGUACUGCUGUGAGAUCUUUCAAGUGUAUUUGUUCAUUGGUGAUAGCAGAAGUUUUGCGUGUGAAAGGAAUAAAUCAUUUUCAGAAAAAAA
Molecule: messenger RNA, 1701 nt
Organism: Aplysia californica (California sea hare)
Lineage: Eukaryota; Metazoa; Mollusca; Gastropoda; Aplysiida; Aplysiidae
Product: prohibitin-2
Exons: 8
Coding region: 100-1002 (300 amino acids)
Biological process (GO): mitochondrion organization
Cellular component (GO): mitochondrion; membrane
Source: RefSeq, a predicted model, not a curated record